AAUGUCACAGACGGCAGAGGAUCCGCUGAGUGGAGAAAAGUGUCAGCAGAAUAAAUGGGAAACAGAAGAACAUAGAACCGUGAGGAAGAAGCCAGAGCUCCGUCUGUAUCCGAGCGAGCUGAGACUGUAUCCGGACGAGCUCCGUCUGUAUCCAAACGAGUUCCGUCUGUAUCCGAGCGAGCUGAGACUGUAUCCAAGUGAGCUCCGUCUGUAUCCGAGCGAGCUGAGACUGUAUCUAAGUGAGCUGAGUCUGUAUCCGAGCGAGAUCCGUCUGUUUCCGAGCAAGAUCCGUCUGUAUCCGAACGAGCUCCGUCUGUAUCCGAGCGAGCUGAGUCUGUAUCCGAGCGAGCUGAGUCUGUAUCCGAACGAGCUCCGUCUGUAUCCGAGCGAGCUGAGUCUGUAUCCGAGCGAGAUCCGUCUGUAUCCGAGCGAGAUCCGUCUGUAUCCGAGCGAGCUGAGUCUGUAUCCGAACGAGCUCCGUCUGUAUCCGAGCAAGCUUCGUCUGUAUCCGAGCAAGCUCCGUCUGUAUCCGAGACAGCUGGACGCCCUUCAUGUGACAGCGCCCCCCGUCCGCCGAUGUCAUCACCGGGGUCACCCACUCCCCGUCUCCUUCUUCUCAAGUCCUGACCUUAACUCUAUGGAGAUGCUGUGGCAUGACCUGAAGAAGACCAUGCGUGCCAGGCACCCUAAGAACAUUGCUGUAGGAAGGAGUGCUCCUCAGUGUUGUGUAAUUCUAAUUUGCUGCUGCGGGAAAUAUUUGGUGGAGGUGAUUUCUGCCAAAUGGAAAUCUACAGAUUAUGUAAUCUAA
This is a messenger RNA of Bufo bufo (common toad), 808 nucleotides long. RefSeq lists its product as uncharacterized. The record is from RefSeq and is a predicted model, not a curated record. NCBI's taxonomy places the organism in Eukaryota, Metazoa, Chordata, Amphibia, Anura, Bufonidae. The transcript is spliced from 3 exons. Bases 2 to 808 code for a protein of 268 amino acids.